Messenger RNA from Sceloporus undulatus (fence lizard), 5564 nucleotides. RefSeq names its product mitogen-activated protein kinase kinase kinase 13 (gene MAP3K13). The coding region runs from base 680 to 3532 and encodes 950 amino acids. Gene Ontology annotation, molecular function: ATP binding; JUN kinase kinase kinase activity. The transcript has 16 exons. Gene Ontology annotation, biological process: protein autophosphorylation; JNK cascade. NCBI's taxonomy places the organism in Eukaryota, Metazoa, Chordata, Lepidosauria, Squamata, Phrynosomatidae. The record is from RefSeq and is a predicted model, not a curated record.
GUAGAUUGAAACAUUUUACCAGAUACACUUUUCUGGGUAUACAUGUAAGGGAUCUUCUAAACUUGGAGGUAUUGCAUCUUAGGAUGGAACCAAGAGCAAACAUCUACACAGAGCUAUCUAAAGGUUACUUCAGAAUGGGUAGUAUUUGUUCAAAGGAAAUAAACUCAUGAGGCAAGCAGAAGGGAGCAAAAGGACUCUGGCUGUGCCCCUGAAAGCCCUACCGCCUGCUCUCAUGACACCAGGUGGAGGAACACCACUGGCCAUUGACAACAUUUUUACUUACUCCUCCAUGUAGCAGUGCAAAGACAAAACUCCCAGACUAUCCACUUAAUGCUUGCUAAAAUCAAACUUUUGGGAAAGAGUGUCAGGCAGACAAUCAGGACGCAUGGAUAAUUAAAGCUACCAGAAAAGAACUAGAAUUUGUUACCCUUCUGCUGGAAUCUAUGAUUUGAAGAUGAUAGUGGAAUCCAGUGCUGGAAUGUCUUACUCAUGCUCUUUUGAAGCUGCACGGAGUGUCAGUUUAGUUUAUUUAACGUGACAAGCAAGCCUAUGGUUAAAGAGGACAUGGCAUACUACUAUGCCUGGAACAAUGAUCAGGCAUUCUGGCCAUCAUUUUCUACAUUAGAAAUGAGCAUUUCAUUUUCUUAAAGCAAUAUCUGUGCUUGUUUGCUCCCUGCACAUGCACACGCACAAUACAAUGACCAGUUCUCAGGACCACCUGAGCUGGUCAUCUUCUACAACCAUUAUCACCAAGACCCUCAGUGAAGACAAAGACUUCAGUGGGAUGCAUGGAGAACAUAUACCCACAUCUCUUCAUCCUUCACCAGCGAUCAUAGAGGAUGUACAAGACAAGGAUUUCCUUCAGAAUAGUGCAUCAGAAAAUAUGAAUAGCCCAGUCGUCACAACAGUAUUGACCAGUGUGAGUGAGGAUUCCAGGGACCAGUUUGAAAAUAGUGUGCUGCAGUUAACAGAACAGGAUGAACUGGAAACCCCUGUCCAUCAGGGCAACAAGGACAAUAUAGGUGGAGAGACCAACAGUGGAACAGAAGAUAUCAAAAUUCAGUUCAACAGAUCAGGCAGUGGAAAUGGUGGUUUUCUUGAGGGACUCUUUGGCUGUUUGAAGCCCGUAUGGAAUAUUAUAGGAAAAGCUUACUCCACUGACUACAAGCUACAGCAACAAGAUACAUGGGAAGUCCCCUUUGAAGAGAUUUCUGAGCUGCAGUGGCUGGGUAGUGGAGCACAGGGAGCUGUUUUCUUAGGAAAAUUUCGAUCAGAGGAAGUGGCCAUCAAGAAAGUAAGAGAACAGAGUGAAACUGAUAUCAAGCACUUGAGGAAGCUGAAACAUCCAAAUAUCAUAGCAUUCAAGGGCGUUUGCACACAGGCACCCUGUUACUGUAUAAUAAUGGAAUACUGUGCACAGGGACAGCUGUAUGAAGUAUUGCGAGCAGGUAGGAAGGUCACACCUCGUCUCCUUGUAGACUGGUCCACAGGGAUUGCUAGUGGAAUGAACUAUUUACAUCUACAUAAAAUCAUCCACAGAGAUCUCAAGUCACCCAAUGUAUUAGUUACUCACAAUGAUACAGUAAAAAUUUCAGAUUUUGGUACUUCUAAAGAACUCAGCGAUAAGAGUACAAAAAUGUCCUUUGCAGGGACUGUUGCCUGGAUGGCUCCAGAAGUUAUUCGCAACGAACCUGUCUCUGAAAAAGUAGAUAUAUGGUCAUUUGGGGUAGUUUUGUGGGAGCUUCUCACUGGAGAGAUUCCAUAUAAGGAUGUUGACUCCUCAGCCAUCAUCUGGGGUGUAGGAAGUAAUAGCUUGCACCUUCCUGUGCCCUCUACUUGCCCAGAUGGAUUCAAAAUUCUUAUGAAACAGACAUGGCAAAGUAAGCCCAGGAAUCGGCCUUCUUUCCGACAGACACUUAUGCACCUUGACAUUGCAUCUGCUGAUGUGUUAGGUACCCCUCAGGAGACUUAUUUCAAGUCUCAGGCUGAAUGGAGAGAAGAAGUGAAGAAACACUUUGAAAAGAUUAAAAGUGAAGGAACUUGUAUACACCGGUUAGAUGAAGAACUUAUUCGUCGUAGAAGAGAAGAACUCAGGCAUGCCUUGGAUAUUCGUGAACAUUAUGAGAAGAAACUGGAGAGAGCCAAUAAUUUGUAUAUGGAGCUCAGUGCUAUCAUGCUACAACUAGAGAUUCGAGAAAAGGAGCUCAUUAAGCGGGAACAAGCUGUGGAGAAGAAGUAUCCUGGGACGUACAAGCGUCAUCCAGUUCGACCAAUAAUCCAUGCCAAUGCAGUGGAAAAACUGAUGAAGAGGAGAGGAGCCUGCCACAAGCCUGGAUGCCAGACUAAGCGGCCUGACUUGCUGAAAUCAGAUGGGAUAUCCAACACUGAAGUGGUGCCUAGCGGUUCUCCCCUUUCAGGGAGUCCCAAAAUGUCAGUGCUUAGUAGUAAAGGCCGCUACCGCAGCAAACCACGUCACCGACGAGGAAAUAGCAAAGGCAGCUACAAUGAUUUUGCAGGGAUCUUGAAAAACCAGUCAGCACGAGAUGACUUGGCCCAGCCAGCUCACCAUCAGCAGCUUCACCCCCACCAUCAUGGGCAUCAUCCCCGGCUAAACCUACAUGGACAGGACAUAGCAAAUUGUGCUAACAAUCUUCGGUAUUUUGGACCUGCUGCAGCCUUGCGUAGUCCCCUUAGUCAUCACGCCCAACGGAGGAUGUCUGGCUCUAGCCCGGAUAUUAUCUCUGCUGCUAUGGAAGCCGAUUCACGGAGAAAUCUGGAGGAGAAGGAUGGGGAGGAUUCGGCUGAUCAUUGGGAAUGUUGUCAAAAGGGUACAUACAGUCUCUGCCCAGAGUGCAGAAUGGGGACAAAUGGUACAAACCAAGGACAGUCACUUGAGCCAGGACUUAAAGCACCCUCAUAUGAGCCAUUGUUUGCAAAUGGGCAGUUUCCUGCAGAAAGGGAGGAAGGUGAAUUUAGCAGCCACAGGUCAGUGUCUUCUCUUGGCUCUUCUCAUCCUGUGACCACUUCAGGACUGCCGUGUAAAACACGACUCGUUCCAAAGAGUGGUGAUGAGUCUUCAGAAGAAGAAGAAGGAGAAGUGGAUAGUGAAGUGGAAUUCCCACGAAGACAGAGACCACAUCGCUGUAUCAGUAGCUGUCAGUCCUACUCGACUUUCAGCUCUGAAAAUCUCUCUGUGUCUGAUGGAGAGGAAGGUAAUACCAGUGACCAUUCCAAUAGCCCAGAUGAGCUUACCAACAGAAAGGAAGAUCAGUUGGCUGACAAGCUGGAUGAUAUGCUGUCACAGACUCCAGAAAUUCCUAUUGAGAUAUCUACUCAGUCUGAUGGUCUUUCAGAUAAGGAGAGUGCUGUACGCAGAGUGAAAACACAGAUGUCAUUCGGCAAGUUAUGUUCAGAGGAGCAUGGAUACGAGAAUCCUGGGGAGUUUGGAGAAUCAGGGGGUGACUCUUCAGAUGGAGAAUGCUCUGAUGCAACUGUGAGGACCAGUAAAGUGUGCAGCUCUGCAACCUUGUAAUGAUGACUCCCUCCCCUCCCUCAGUCAUCGAUUCCCCAAGAACCACUCUUCAUUCCUUCUCUGAGAAGCUGUUUCUCCACCCCUUCACCCAGAUAUUCUGCAAUAACUUGAAUCUUUGGAGAAAUAUUCUGACAAAUUAGUUUCUCAGUGUGUAUUUCAAGUCAUGAAUGGCAGGGAUGUAUUUUAUUGAAUAACUGAACUAUUGUAUCAUAUUUUGGCAUUUUAACACUUUUUAUGCUGAAGACAAAAUAACUGGUUGCGGGGAAAAAGUUCAGAAGGCAAGCUUGUGAAGGUAAAUAAUCUUUUUGAGUCUUAGAUGGGAUAUAUGAGACCCACUGCUACUGCUGUGACAUGGAUGAGGCCAGGUGGUUCUGAAGUGCUGGUAAUAAAAGAAGAUGAAUGCCAAUGACUUCUUCACAUUUGGUGAAGCAGUGGAUGGGAUAAUCUUUGAACAAAUGUAAUCAGUGUAACCAGCAUAAUGUUUUUCAAACAGAAGUCCUGGAAAGGCCUGUUUGAGUCUUUGCUCUCCUGGCUUGUGAGAGUGGACGUUAAUCAUGAUUAACUUUUACUUUCUGUGUGGUUGGUUGUCACAUCCUGCAGCUGUAUUCUCUUCAAUGUGUCUCUAGCAGUUUUCACCAUCACUAUGCCAUUGUGAAAUCAGAGGUACAGCAUGAAGUAGCUGAUGAAUAGAAACCAGUGGAGAUGCUGUUCUUCUCAGUUAUCUUCUUUACCUUUAUAUUUGUUUGUUUCCUUCAGUUUAAAAAAUCGAUCAAAUUGGUGUUGAAGAUCAAGAAUUAACAAGCCAUGGAAACCACAUUCUGUGGAUCCUGCAAACUGUUUUGAAGGAAUAAAUUGGAACUUUUUCUACUAUAACUGGCAUUAGGUCACAAGAAGGGAGAUUGUCCUUGGCUGUGGCUAGGAGAAUAGUUUGGCCUAGACCACACUACUGGCCUUCCUACUGCUUUUCGAGUACUGUUCUUGUAGGGAAGCAUUGGAAACCUGUUGGACUUGCUGCAAAGUAACAUUUGAAAUGUGGUGAUAAAUGGAGAAUGCUCUUCGUACGUGGAGAAUAUUCUUCUGAGGGAACCUAAGCCAUAUGUCCAUAGUGGAGUAUUUUGGACUGAAGAGGACCCAAGACUUUUUCCUUUGCUAAGGGAAAGAUAAAUUCCACCUUCCUUCUGCAAUACCUCAUUAUUCCUAAGCAACUCACUGGAGUUUAUAAUCAUGGCUCCUUUAACUCAAAUAUCCAACAAGAGCAACACAAAAACACUAAAUGUUUUAAUUUGGUUUUAUAACCAAAGCGUGAAUAAUAAUCCUGGCUGUGUCCCCAUUGUGUGUCUAGUUAAUUACAUUCAGGGAAGAAAGGCUCUUUGUGUGGAGUGUAAAAUUGUAGCAUAGGAGGAUUCAUAUUUAAGGUAGUGAGUACCAGUUACACCUGCCACCCCAUCCCCAGAAUGAAGGACAAGGAUGGGUUGCAUGCUUUGCUGCUGUUUGUUUACAUUUGAUUUCUUUUUUUAAAUCAAUAGCCUAGUGACAGAAUGAAGGGAAAUUCUUUACUAAUGAAAAGAGCAGUAUUGUAUGAGUUAAAUUAUUCCAUAUUUUUGAAACUUUGUAGCUGGACUACAUGGAUUAUAAAUUAUGUCAUUAUUUAUUAUAAUUUCUGUAGAUUAAAGGCAGGGUUUAUUGUAGCACAAUACAUUGGCCUGAGUUCAAUUGCUCUGUGGCACCUUAUGCCAAAAAGAGCAGGAGCCAGGGCAUUUUUUUAAUCUUGCUGAUUGCACAGCCUGUAGACAAGAAGACAUGGAGUGGGUCAGUACAAGCAAGCUGAAUGAUUACUGGGGCUGCAUGUGCAUGGAGUAUAAAAUAGUGUGGAUGCAUAUUCUUUAACAUCAUGAUAUGCUUUAGUCUCCCUGCUCCAGUUUAGAACACUGUGAAAUAUCAGACUAAAGUAAAAUGAAUAAGCCCUGUUUACCUGAAAUACAAUUUUAUUCUGCUAAAAAGGAAAAAAAAAUCCUUGAAUUUUGUAUGCUUA